Bursaphelenchus xylophilus (pine wood nematode) is the source of this 1926-nucleotide messenger RNA. NCBI's taxonomy places the organism in Eukaryota, Metazoa, Nematoda, Chromadorea, Rhabditida, Aphelenchoididae. The record is from the annotation of a GenBank genome assembly.
AUGCGGUUAACAGUAGCCGUCCUCCUUUCACUUACAGUCGGUCUUACCACUGCCUCGUACUGUGGUAAAACCGGAGUGCCCUACAGUUUCGAAGUCCUUCCCAGCGGAGCUCCAGUUCUCGGCUGUGCCCAGCCGUCUUGUGUGGCUGCUGCUGAAGAGCCACUGGUCGAGGACAGCGAGUUCUUGACGGACGUCAACGGGCAGUCUGAUGGAUUCUUCAGAGAGGGAGAUCGGACUCUGAAGAGAUACAGACAUCAAGGAGCUCCUAAGUUGGUGGCCAACUGUACCGGAAGCUUUAACGAGCUGUCUUGCCCAAGAAAGAACCAAUUUGUCGGUGGAAUCGAAUACAUCGACCAUCCAAGACAACCGUAAGUAGUAUGAUAUAAAUUGAACCAAAGAAUCCUAUUUUAUGGGCUGAAAUGGUGACUUAGAAGCUUUGAUUUUUAAACUUUAAAAAGUAAAAUAUUUAAUAAUAAAAUGGUUUGCGUUUCAGUCUGAUCCUGCAAUGCUGCACAUACGAUGCCCUCAAGUUCUCGCAAGAGGUCGGAACCACCAACGUCGGACCUGGAGAAGCCAUUACCGGGGGUGAAGUUGUUAGAAAUGGCCGUCAAAUCUCAUUUGAUGUCAUCGCCAAUGUCCGUAAAAUUGUCAAGUCCAGUGGAUCUCAGAAGGUUAGCUACGAAGUCACCGUCCGCCGAAUGAAUUGUCUGCCCGACCCUCCAGAGCCAGAGGUUGAAUGUAAGUGAACAUGCAGAGAGAUAAAUUAACACAAAUUUAGUUGAAAACGAAGUACCCAAUGAAGUUUUGAAAGUCCUCGCCGGAAGCGGCACUCCAGCCGAGAAAAAUCAGAAGAAAAAGGAGGGCAAACACAAGAAGAACAAGCAGAAUGCCGCUCCAACCGAGCAAAUUGACAAUGCCGUCAACUCUGAAGCCUCCCUGGCUCCACAGCAUCAGCCACAACAAGUCCCAACUCCCGACACUCAGGCCCAACAACCUCAGCAACAGCAGCAACAACCACAAGUGCAGCAGCAACAGCAGCAACAACCACAACAACAACAGCAACAACAAGCCGUAGACCCCGCUCAACAACAGCAAGCUCAAAUCGAAUACCAACGAGCUCAAGAAGAGUACCAAAGAAAGCUGGCUGAGUACAACCAACAAGUCGCUCAACAACAAGCCUCCGCCACUCAAGCGCCACCUGCCGUCUCGACCCUGUUCCCCACUCUCCCAACCCACACCUUCCCUACCUUCCCAACUCUUCCUCCUCACACCUUCCCAACCUUCGCUCCCUUCACAUUCCCCGGCUUCUCGGCUAUAACUCCAGCCCCAGCCGCCGCUCCCGUUCCAGCCGCUCAACCAGCCUUUGGCGGUUUCCAGGCUCCAGUCCAGCCUGCCCCAGCUUUUGCCACACCAACUGGCGGUCGCGCCUUCGCCGCUCCAACUGUAACUGGUGCUGAUGCUCAAGCCGUCGGCACUGGAGUUGAUGCUAGCCAGGCCGCCGGACAAGCUGCCGGCCAAGCUGUUUCUCAGGCCGGCCAAACCGCGGAGCAGGCCGCUGGACAAGCCGGACAAGCUGCCGGUCAGGUGGCCAACCAAGUUAGCCAAGUUGCUCCUCAGCAGCCACCCUCUCUUCCUUCUCUUCCAUCGCUGCCAGGCGCCGGAGUAACGCCAGCUCCAUUCCCCGGCUUCUCGCCAUUGCCUGGCCUUGGCGGAGCUGGUGCCGGAGGCCUACCAACCUUGCCCACCUUCCCUCCACCAGCCGGAUUCCCAACGGCCCCUCCAGCGAUCCCUCAGCAACUCCCCAUCGGAGUUAGCGACCCAUCUCGUGCCGUUGCCAUGGGCACCAUCUUGAACCAAUUCCAAGGUGGCUACAAGCCCAUUGAGGUGCCCGGUUUGGGAGUUAUCGGAUAUGGAACGAACCCAUAG